Molecule: messenger RNA, 2140 nt
Organism: Equus quagga
Lineage: Eukaryota; Metazoa; Chordata; Mammalia; Perissodactyla; Equidae
Gene: CAVIN3
Product: caveolae associated protein 3
Exons: 2
Coding region: 50-835 (261 amino acids)
Cellular component (GO): caveola; cytoplasm
Molecular function (GO): protein kinase C binding
Source: RefSeq, a predicted model, not a curated record
AGAGCACAGCCAGCGGCCGCGGGGAGAGAAGACUGGGCGAUCGGGGAUCAUGGGGGAGAGCGCGCUGGAGCCGGGGCCUGUGCCCGGAGCGCCAGCGGGGGGCCCGGUGCACGCCGUGACAGUGGUGACCCUGCUGGAGAAGCUGGCCACCAUGCUGGAGGCGCUGCAGGAGCGGCAGGGGGGGCUGGCUCGCAGGCAGGGCGGCCUGGCGGGCUCCGUGCGCCGCAUCCAGAGCGGCCUGGGCGCGCUGAGUCGCAGCCACGACACCACGAGCAACACGCUGGCGCAGCUGCUGGCCAAGGCGGAGCGCGUGGGCUCGCACGCCGACGCCGCCCAGGAGCGCGCCGUGCACCGCGCCGCCCAGGUGCAGCGGCUGGAGGCAAACCACGGGCUGCUGGUGGCGCGCGGGAAGCUCCACGUCCUGCUCUUCAAGGAGGAGGCUGAAAUCCCAGCCAGCGCCUUCCAGAAGGCUCCGGAGCCCUUAGGCCCAGCCGACCAGUCCGAGCCCGGCCUAGAGCAGCCGGCGGUGGAAGUUGAGGAGAGCUCCGACGAGGAGCCGGUGGAGUCCAGGGCACGGCGGCUGCGGCGCACCGGGUUGCAGAAGGUACAGAGCCUGCGAAGGGCUCUUUCGGGCCGCAAAGGUCCUGCAGCACCAACUCCCACGCCUGUCAAGCCACCUCGCCUUGGGCCUGGCCGGAGUGCUGAGGGUCGGUCCGAAGCCCAGCCUGCGCUGGAGUCCAGGCAGGAGCCAGAACCUCCUCAGGACACCGAGGAAGAUCCCGGGAGACCUGGGGCUGCCGAAGCAGCUGUGCUCCAAUUAGAGAGUGCAGCCUGAUGGCUGGUGCUGCCCGCCUCCCCCGUGCCUAAGCCUAGUCCCAAAAUAAAUCUUUCUCUCAGAAUGCAGCAUUCACGCCCAAAUAAGGAGUGAAUCCUGCAUCCACAGCCCAGCUCUGGGCCGUUCCUUCCCGGGGGGCCCCUUCAGCCUAGUACCCUGUGUCCUCUAAAAGAGGAGCAGUCACUCACACCUGCUUGCACUCACCAUCAAUAAAAGGAAUGUCACCUAAUCCAGACUCCAUGUGAAGAGGUUGGGGGAGAAGGCUGUGCAAGGAAUAAGACAGAUGUUGGAACCUGAAAUGUGGCUUCAAUUUCAAGCAGACCAUUGUCUGAUUUCUCGAGUUUCCUCUGAAUCCUGGGCUGUACUCCAAUGGGACAUAGAAAUAUCCUGCCGAGCGCUUGCUCUUUAAGCACUUUCCUCAUGAGGAAGCAUCCGUACAGUCUCUUGCUGUAGGUGCUCAGCCUGUCGCUUGCUGUAGGUGCAGUUUUCCUCUUAGUCUCUUCUUCCUGCACCACUUCGUAAAAGUUGGAUUUUCCAGAAUUCUGUCCCCAGCCCUCUUCUCAUUCUGGGUACUCCUCCAUUAGCAUUCACUCCCAGGCCUCCCCUACCAGUCACAUACCCCCCACACAACUGUCUUGAGCUGCAGUUGAAAAGUACUUCAAACUCAAGGUGUCCAAAAGAAGCCAUCUAUCUGCUACUUUUAAUUAAGUUAAAUUUCAAUUCAAUGGCUGUUUAUUGAGCACUUUCUCUGUAUCAUUCAAAAUUGCUCCCCAUCUGGUGUUUUCUUGACCAACAAAUGGCACUAUCAUCCACAUAGAAACCUGGGAGUCCUCGUUGGCUCCUCCCUCUCUGCCACUCCCAUACCACAUGCAAACAGUUAUCCUGGUGCUUUGCCCUCAGCAGUCUGUCCACCUCUCUUUCUUUUUUUAAAAAAGAUUUUAUUUUUCCUUUUUCUCCCCAAACGCCCCCGUACAUAGUUGUAUAUUUUUAGUUGUGGGUCCUUCUAGUUGUGGCAUGUGGGAUGCCGCCUCAGCAUGGCUUGAUGAGCAGUGCCAUGUCUGCGCCCAGGAUCUGAACCAGCAAAACCCUGGGCCACCGAAGCGAGCACACGAACUUAACCACUUGGCCCCGGGACCGGCCCCCACUUUUCUUAAUAGCAUGGCCACUGCUCUAUUUCAGGCCUUAUCUUUCACCUGAUUAUGAUUUGAACCGUCAAUCUGAUCACAUGGCCCUCCUGAUCCAGACCCUUCAAUGGCCAAUGGCUCUCCAUCACCUUCAGAAUAAAGUCCAAGCUCUUAAAUGCUA